Notechis scutatus (mainland tiger snake) is the source of this 2181-nucleotide messenger RNA. NCBI's taxonomy places the organism in Eukaryota, Metazoa, Chordata, Lepidosauria, Squamata, Elapidae. The record is from RefSeq and is a predicted model, not a curated record.
AUGGCUGCCUUGUCAUCAGUCCUUUCUUACGAGGGUCUCAGUUCCCUCUCUCACCACACCCUCAUCCGAGCUUUCCUUAGAGGGGCUACCAAUUUACGCCCUGCCCCAGUGCACCGUUAUCCCACCUGGGACCUCAAUAAAGUCCUCCUCUCCCUUACCAAAGAGCCUUUCGAGUCUUUGAGGGUGACCGGUCUCCAAUUCCUAACAUAUAAAGUGGUUUUCCUGGUAGCCAUUACAUCAGCCCGACGUAUCUCGGAAAUAGCAGCCCUGUCUGUCAGGCAAGACCUCUGUGUCUUUCACGCAGAUAGGGUGGUUCUCCGACCCGACCCCACUUUUCUACCAAAGGUCAAUUCGGCUUUCCACAGAGCCCAGGAGCUCAUCCUCCCAAAUUUUUGUCCCAAUCCGUCGCAGGAAAGGGAACAACAAUGGCACAAACUCGAUGUGGCUGGCAAUGUGUCGGGCACGAUCAGUGAAGCUCAACAGAAUCUUGUUUGCACUUAUGAACAACCACAGAGGCUCUGCAACAUUCAUCUGACAUUGCUGGCCGAAAUGGAGCUUCCUGGGGAGGAUCCACCCCAGAGAACUUCAUUCAGGAGCCCAGAGGCCUUGCCAGUCCCAUUGCUGGCUGAAAUGGAGCUUCUGAGGGGAGAUUGCAAUGGGUUGGGGGAGGCUGAAUGGAGCGUUGAAGGGCUGGAUCCAGCCUUCGGAGGCUCCAUUUUGGCCUGCAACGGAUCCAUCAAAGAAGCCAACAGAGGGAAGAUUGCAUUGCCAAUCUCUGCCAGAUACAGUCUCCUGCUUUGGCCCUCUGAUGGCAGUAGGCACUUUGCUGUGAAACUUGCCAAACUGGACGCCACAGUUUUGAACGACUAUUCUUUGGCAGCUGUUGUGCCCUAUCCUGAGACAACUAAUCAUGCAGUCCUAGCCUGUAGUACAGGCAUUCAUGAAGAGCAUUAUGUAAGUGAAGGUGUGGAAAACAAUGUGUCAGACUGCAGGGAAUACAGAGAUGCUGGCACCAUUACUGAUGUGUGCAAUAGUACUGAUCUUCCCGAAGUUGAAAUCAUCAGUCUACUGGAAGAGCAGCUCCCUCAUUACAAGCUAAGAGCAGAUACAAUCUAUGGUUAUGACCACGACGAUUGGCUUCAUACUCCUCUUAUUUCUCCUGAUGCGAACAUUGACUUAACAACUGAGCAGAUAGAAGAGACAUUGAAAUACUUCCUUUUAUGUGCUGAACGAGUGGGCCAGAUGACUAAAACAUACAAUGACAUUGAUGCUGUUACACGUCUUCUUGAGGAAAAAGAACGGGAUUUAGAAUUAGCUGCUCGAAUUGGCCAGUCAUUGCUGAAGAAGAAUAAAAUACUUACAGAGAGAAAUGAACUUCUUGAAGAACAAGUAGAACAUAUCAGGGAAGAGGUUUCUCAACUGCGUCAUGAGCUAUCCAUGAAAGAUGAGCUUCUUCAGUUUUAUACCAGCGCUGCUGAAGAGAGCGACCCAGAUUCCAUCUGUUCAACUCCAUUGAAGAGGAAUGAAUCAUCUUCAACUGUCCAGAAUUAUUUUCAUUUUGAUUCUCUUCAAAAGAAGCUGAAAGAUCUCGAAGAGGAGAAUGUUGUCCUUAGAUCAGAGGCCUGCCACCUGAAGACUGAAACCAUUACUUAUGAAGAGAAAGAACAGCAACUUGUAAAUGAUUGUGUAAAGGAGCUCAGAGAUGCAAAUCUUCAGAUUGCCACUAUUUCAGAAGAGUUAGCUAAGAAGACUGAAGAUGCUGCCCGACAACAGGAAGAAAUCACCCAUCUUCUCUCUCAGAUAGUGGAUUUGCAGAAAAAGGCAAAAGCUUGUACAGUGGAAAAUGAAGAACUUGUUCAACAUUUGGGAGCAGCUAAAGAUGCCCAAAGGCAACUCACAGCUGAAUUACGAGAGCUGGAAGAUAAAUAUGCAGAAUGUAUGGAAAUGCUUCAUGAGGCACAAGAAGAACUGAAGAAUCUUAGGAAUAAGACAAUGCCAAAUGCUAUAUCACGCCGUUACCAUUCAUUAGGCCUUUUUCCAAUGGAUUCCUUAGCUGCGGAAAUUGAAGGAUCAAUGCGAAAAGAGUUGCAUCUGGAUGAUACUGACUGUUCAGAUUCAAAGUAUGACCAAUAUAUUCUAAUACUUUGUCAAAAAGUUGUAUUUAACAUUAAUAAUCAAUAA